AAAUCACGCAAAAAGAGAAAAGUCAAACGUGUCCACAACAAAGUUUAUAUAUUAAUUUCAGCACUGCAAUAAAACGUGUUGGUUUUUUGUUUGUAAUGAGUUUGAAGAUUCAAGUGCGGAAGAAUGGAGGUGAUUGAAAGUCUAUUGAAAACUUUUGGGAGUUCUUGGAAGGAGAAAAACAAUGAAGCUGCUUUGAGAGCCUUAAAAGAUGCACCUGGAUACAUACGAAAUUUGACUCACAGGGAUGGUGGCAGAGCUCUGCAGAUAUUGUUCGAUGAGAAGCAGGGUGUGCUUCAGUUCAUUCAUACUGUGCUGAAUGAGAUGAGAAAACAUGAUAUCGAAAAUUUGAAAACUGCUUUGAAAGAAGCUUUUGUAGUUUUGCAGAUUCUUAUAGAAUUAUACAGUAAGGAUUACGAGCCUUACGUUGAGCAAACCAGAGAAUUGUGUUUUGCUUGUAUAAAAAGUACUUGUUGGUAUUAUACAAGAAGAGCAGCCACUGAAACUUAUCAACAAUUGAUUGAACAUUAUUCGCAUCAUGACUUGCAGUUGGAUUUUAUAGUUGAGCAUUUCACUUUGAGGUAUUUGCGGCAUUACAACAGGAAAGAGGGCUGUGUAUUUUACAUGCUCAUUGGGACAAUUGCCAAGAGUUGUCCUAUUAGAUCAGAUAAGUUGACUCAACAUGUCAAUGAAAUUUACGUACUAUUGCUUAAGGAUUUAAAAUAUCAGUAUGUCAGCUGCAAGAAUAAGUCAACGGAAGAAAUGAAAAUCUACAUAGAUUGCUACAUCGACAUGUUAAAAAACUUUGUGCCAUUUGCAGAAGAUCGUGCUAAAAGAAAAGAAUAUUUGGAAAAAUGUUUAGUUGAAUACGAAAGUUUUACGAAUAUUGGAGCACUAAGAUCUUUUUACACAAGUAUGGUGUCAUAUCUUUACAAGUGUGACAACGAGACUGCACUGGCACCUUUCCAGGUGUUAAUCUACGGUCUUGGAGAGUUUUCUUGUUUGUACAGAAGAUACGCUAACUCAGAAAUGCAUGAUGUUUUUCAAAAAAUUACCAUGCAAGCAUUACCUUACUACACAAAGGAAAAAGAGGCGGAUGACGAUUUCGAAUGUGUGGCUCAAUUUUUAAAGGCUUUAGCGCAAUUCGUGCACUACAUGCCUGAUGCUUCGAAUUAUCACAUUGGUGUUAUUAUUGAACUAAGCAUAUAUUUUGUGAAACGAUAUGGAGAAACAAAAAUGCAAAACAAGCUUCAUGCGACAAAUGCAUUGAAAGAUACAUUUCACCAUAUGAGCAAUUUGGAAAAGAACAUUCAGCAUGAAUACUUCAAUUCAUUUUUCCGAGAAGGAAUCCUUCAAAGUUGUUCACAUACUCUGCUAAUUGAUGUGGAAAUCAAAGAAGAAAUUGAAAAUACCAAAGAGCUGUCCUACAAAAACUAUUUGCUUCUAUGGAAUGAUUUGUUUAAAAUGGACAACCAAGAGUAUCCCAAGUUUCUAAUAUAUCAAAUUUUUAAUGAGAUGGUAUCAGUAUUCGUUUCUUUUAUAGAUAAAUUGAAUCUGAGCAUAAAGACUUGCGAUGAUGAAACGCUUUCUGGCUCGUCCUUUUUAUUCAAAGCAGAGAACGAGUUAGACUUUUUGUUUUUCAUCAAUCUUAUUGACUUGCAUUCAGAAAUUUUUUGCGAAGUUGAUAGUUGUUUGCUACAAGCAUCGGUUGAAAAACUUUUGGAAUAUUUCAUAAAGUGCUCGUACAAGCAUCCAAUGGUCUCUGGAUUUUAUAAAAUUAUCAAAGUUAUUUUUGAGAAACCGGACGUAUUUACAGAUUACAAAACUUCAUUCGGCAAAUCCACGCGUGAACUGAUUCCUCAGUAUCUGUCUGAUGUUCUGAAACUUGUUGGCGGCUUUUCCGACGAGUUGCAACUUACGUGCAUCUACAUGAUAUUCGGCAGCCCGGUAUUUUUCAUAAAAGAUUUGAUCCAAGAAAUGUCAUCAAUUUUCAAGAUUGCUUUCCACAUGGGCCUAACAGACCUUUCAGUAGCGUUUUGCGCGCUCAGCACACUAGAACAGUGGAUCAAGAGCAUUGAAUACAAGUAUCCAGCUGAUCUCAUCAAAAACAUUAUUUAUUACCUAGAGCCGUACCUCUCGAGCGAGGAGAGCUUGGUAGAAUCAUUUCGUGGUGUCGAGAAAAGAAGGGGACACAAUUUACAAAGUACACCCGUCCUUGACGAUCAAGGCCUGGAGGAGUUUCAGAAGAGAAUUUUGCUGUUUUAUGGGUCCCUCACCCAAACCGACAUACUUUUUGAUUACAUUCACGAAACGUCCAAUCGAACAAACGCUUCGUGGACCAAAAAAAACGAUCUACAGUGCGACUUGCUUUUCCCGGACAUUCGUUUGGAAAUCCAGUUCGACACUUUUCUCCCGAGGGUCAUUGAAUUGACAAAAAGCGGAGACAUUGGAGUGAAAAUUUCGGCAUGCGAGCUACUGCACACAUUGAUUACAAUCAUACUGGGCAAAAAGCUGAUGGACCAGUGUUUCGACAAAAAGCUGUGCUUCGAAGUUUUGAGAUUGGGCUGUGACCUGGACGACGCCGUGAGGAAUCUGUACCAUCCUUUCGUCAUUCAACUGACGCAUUACCUGAGCUCCAAGUUUAUGAAAGAUUCUCGAGUACCGCAGGAUUUCGUGGACUCUCUAUUCGACGGCCUUACCGAGGAGUUUCACACGUCCAUGCGGGACUUUUGCGGGUUGUAUCUCAAGGAAUUCGUGCAGUGGUCCAUGAGACAAUCUACCGAUGCCGAUCUGACCAACAUUCGAGCGAUCGUCCGCCGGAUCACGAGCUUCGCUCUGUUUCCGUCCAACAAAAAGCGCCUGGCUGCGGCUAUUGCCUUCAACAAUCUCUACACUAUUCUCAGAGAGAAUGUCAACAUCGUGAACGACUACUGGCUUGAGUUUUUGCACGCGUUCGUCAAAAGUAUGGAGGAGUACGACGACGUGCAGACGAGCAAAGCUCUCAGCCACGUGGAAAAAGUCAUGGUAGUCAAGAAAAACGUGUUUGUUGCCAAAAGCCCUGUCAGGAGGAAGCCCCCCGGGUUUACGGAUGAAACGCUCAAGGGCGUGCUUUUGUGGCUGUUCGAUCAGUGUGGUUCGAUCAACACCAAAUGCCGACGCCAGUGUAUGAGGAUCUUUGAAAAUUUGCUUCCUUUCAUCCCCGACUUUGAAGUUGCGAGAAUUUUCACCCUAGCCAAAGUAAACGAAGUAGUUUUAGCAAAUCUCGAAUGCGAAUUCGAUAUCAUUACACCACAGAGGGCGAAAACGUUCUUGAAAAGCUUGGAUUUUUACAGCUGGAUUUUCACCAAAAAGUUUCUUCCCAUUGAUCGCACUGAAAUGUUGGAUAGUUUUACAGAAAAUGAUGGAAAAUUUAUUCGGUCUGUGGAUUGUUUCGUUUCGAUGAUUACUGGAGCAAGUAGUCUUGGAGAUGAUGCGCUGCUAAACAUAUGUACGCACAAAGAGGUCGAAGAAAAUAAAAGGAUCAUUAACGAAGUGACGUCGGAAAUUUUAAACUUUUUGACAGUAAUUUUAAAUGAAAACGACAAUUGCGCCAAAUGCGUGUCCUGGAGCGAAAAUUUAUUUUUAUUGGUAGUUUAUUGCUUGACAGAACCGUCCAAGGUCGAACUAACGGCCAACUUACAAAAUUUCGAAAAAUUGCCCAGUCAACUGGAGAGUCUCUUGAAAUCCAUGAAACAAAAAUUACCAGAACAACAGUUUGAUCAGUUCAAAGAAAUUUUCUUAAAACGUACGAGGCGUCUUUUUCUGCAGUAUGCAGAAAUAACAGACAUCAUAAGUAGCAAAGACUUGUACACAUUAAAAGAGUUUGUCGACGGUUUGAUAGUAUUGAGAAAAUGUGACGUUUUUGAUUUCCAACAAAAGUUCAGCAUUGAUUUUGAGUUUUUAAACGUGAAGCUGAAAGCAAUGUUUGACGCUCUGAAAACUGUGAUAAUGAACUCUGAAACGUGCAGAAAACUAGACAAUCAAGUUUCAGAGUAUUUGAACAGGUUGAUGAAAUUUUUCCUAGAAGUUUGUGAAUCCGACGUGGUCGAGGUGUUGGUGCAGUUCAUUGCGAGUCGGUACAGUUCAUCGUUGACGGCACCAAAUGGAACUGAAAUAACUCACGGCAAGUACUUUCUUGAAACGUUCAAAGAACCAAUUUUGGAGUUUAUGCUGAAGGAUCCAAAGAAUACUCUAAAAGCCAUGGAGAAAGUCCUCAAGACACGAAUAAACAGUGACGAGAUUUUCUACCUAGUCAAUGAGUUGUUGAUUUUUGCUCAACGUCAACGGGGCUCGGAAGAAGCAGAAAUUCUAUCUGACGAAGUGAUUUCUAGGUUUUCUCUAUUUUCCGAAAACACGAAUAACAUUGAGAGUAGAAAAACACUAUUUUUCAACAUCAACAAGAAAGCCGUCCAGUUGAAAAAAAAUCCAACCACGGCUUUGAAAACCAAUGGAGAGACCAAUGAGUUUAAGACCUGGCUAUUCUUGGAGCUCACCAGGGGUGAUUCCGACUUGAGUAGAAAAACCUUGAUCCUAAAAAACUUUGCUACCUGUUUGGUGCACGAAGAUAACGAAACCUAUCAUAGGGACCUGAUAGUCAUCCUGUAUCAGCUGAGGGACAUGAAUCCUGAACAGUACUCGAUAAAGCUGAGGAACGACGAGCUUUUGAAAUUCCAGUCGUCACUGUGCUUUAAAACUCUACUGAAAUUAAUCGUCGUCACCAGGUCGACGAUCAUUUACGAAAUGGCCAUGAGAUUCGCAGCUGGUAUCCACAAGUUCUUAUCCAAGGAAAACAUCAAGGACUACCUGGGGCCCUACUUUUCCACCGUAUCGGAUGAAAAGGCCCUCACGUCGCUGCAAUCAGCUUACAACGUGUGCAUGAAGUCGACCUUGACCCAGGCAAGACUAGACGUCCUGAGGCAGUUUCUCUUGCCGUCGAUCGAACUGUGCAGGAGUAGCGUGAUCGAGAAAUUUUACAGAGAAAAGUCCCAAGAAAUGUUGGAGCACAUCAGAAAGGACAUGGGCAAACUGUACUGCGACCCGGUGGAUAGAAAGAAACUAAUCGUCUCCCAGAUGGCCUGCUACAACAUGUUCGAGGUGAUGCUGGCCAAACACGAGGUCGAAUUCGAGAGCGUCCCGGAUCCUAUGAACAACAGCAACGUGGAGCCGCUGAACCGAAUCCUCAUCAAGCAGAUAAUCGAUUUACGAACCUUCAGUGCCCAGAGCGACGACGAGAAGGAGAUCACGCGGCUCCUGCACUGCGCGGCCGUUAACUGUAGCGUCGCCUUGAUCAGUCUCAAGGACGAGGAAAAAUUCUACAAACUGGUGUUCUUCACAAACAAGGAAAAGGAACAGCUGCUCUGGGAGAGGAUCUUCGACCUCGACAGACAGUACGACUUCAGCCAGGCGCCAUCGAGCAUCCGCAAGGAGCGCAAGAAGCUCAUCAACAUCAGGCGUACCCUGAAAAACGAGCAGGACCCAUCUUACGUCCGACCCUACGACCUUGCGUCUCUGACUCUGCUGGAGAACAUCCACGCCUACGAUCUGAACGACACGACCGUGCUCGCGCAAGCCAAGCAGCCCUCGACCGAGGACGACCAGAGGCUGGACCUGGGCUUCGAGAGCGACGAGCUUAACGAGCACGAGUGCAUGCCGAUGCUGGUCGGCGUGAUCAUCCACAUGUACAACAGCGAGAUAGUCACCCUGCCGGAGUCCGAGAACCGGCAGCUACCGGUUUUCCUCGACAUGUUCCGGAGUGGCUUCCUCACCAGACACAACAACGCCAGGCUCCUCCUCAUGAGGAUCAUCUGCAACACCAAGACCGUCUUCCUGCACUACAUGCGAGAGUUCUUCCUGCCGGUCUGCGAGGCCGCCUACAUCUACCUGGCCGGCUACCCCCUGAACUACGUCAUUCGGGACGUCCUCGUGCUGUUCAUCGAGUCGGGGUUCGAGCCGAUCACGGAGUCCGACAAGCUGGCGGCUCAACGGCUCGUGCAGAACCUGAUCCCUCGGCUGCCCGACCAGUCGAGCUCGGUCUACCGGUACAACCUUGAGAUCUUCGAGGACCUCUGUCGGAUCUUCGGCAAAAGGCUGAGCUAUCCCGAGGCGCUGGACGAGCUCGCCACCAAGAGCCCCGACCUGGCGAUCCAAGUGGUGGUAGUGUUCCUGCGCUGCGGCGUGGAGUUUGAUCUGCUGCCCCGGCCCAGCUUGCGGAAGCUGAUCAGAGAGUCGGUCGCCGAAUACAGUGGCAGCGAGACGAUGAUGACGAUGCGCUUCGAGGCCAUGGGCUGGUACCUGGGCCACGUGGACGAGGAGGGCUUCGAGGCGGAGAGAAGCCGGUUGGUCCUGGUGUUCCAGCAGAUGAGCAAAAAGUCCCAGGGAGUGUGCGUCAAGUGCAUCUGCGCCCUCUACCGGGGCUGUCGCUCCGAAACUCGGUGUCGGGACUUUUUCAAGUUCGCCCGGCCCGCCGGCCUCGGCGACGAGCUCAAACCACGCUGCCUCGAGCUCUUUCUCCAGCGCGUGCCCGACAUCGAUCCCCUCGAACUGCCCGUGGAGCUGACGCUCCUGGAUCUCCGCGCGAUUUUGCGCGAGCGCAUCCUGGGCUGCGAGGAGGCCGCCCUGAAGAUAGUGACCAGACUCGUGCCGCUGCUCGCUGAGCCCGAAUUGCGGCCGUACUUGGAGCUCGUGGCCUCGGGCUACACGGGCCUGCACAAGUCCCUGCUGGAGCACCGACGCCUGGCUUACGCCGUCCUCGCCGAGGCGUACACGGCCUACCCGCCGCCAAGUGGAAUCGCCGAGCUGUGCUGCAGGGCGUUGGUUCGCGCCCUUACCGACCCGGCCGAGGAGAUCCAGCAGUUGGCGCUCGGCUUCUGGCGAGAGCGCGUCCACCUGCCGGACACUUGCUGCGAGCGGCUGCUGGCAGUUCUGGAGCUUUACGAGCCGGAGUCGCGGGACGCGUUCGCACGCUUUUUGUGCAUCCUCGCGCUCGAGCUGACGAGCAAGUCGAUCGACGACAAGAGCGUCAUGUUCCAGCCGCUCGCCAAUUGCACCUUUCGGGACUACGAGGUGCUGGUGCCCUGCAGAAGGCUCAAUCUGGGCUCCAUGGCGCCGUUGUUUGCGCCCUCGUUGGCCAGCCAGAUCAACCGGCUCAGUUUGAUGGGAACCCAGAACUUUGCUGCAGGAAGCCUGAGACUCGUGGCCACCAAGGACCUCAGCUUCGAGCCCACCUUUCAGUUCGCUGUCCCGACAUUGCCCGAUCCCUCGCAGAACAGUCUGUCGAAGCGUCUGAUCGCCGAGUCCCCAAAGACUUACAGCGACUACCAGCAAAUGGCGCUGCACAGGAGAAACGAGUUUCACAAGAAAUUGAAAAAGGAGUCGGAGGCUCGUCGGAGCAGCGCCAAGGUCUACCGCAAGUACAGAAUCGGUGAUUUCCCGGACGUCGAAAUAACUCACGCGACCUUCGUCGAGAGUCUGCGCCGGUUCAUAAUGAAGGACUGGCUGGCGUGCAAGAGUUUCGCGGUGGCGUUUGUUUGCAAGCUGCUCGAUAAGCUCAAGAGCAGCGACAAGCACCGGGCCUUCGUUGACGGUCUGUCGGUGAUUUUUAGGCGCGUGUUGCAGCAGGAAGACGAGAGAAACGACUUUGCCCCCGUCGUCUUGGAGAUCGCCCUUCACGCCAAGCACAUCAAAGUGGAUGCCAGUGCCGUUGGAAAAAUCUGCCGGAGCAUGGACUUGAACGCCCUUGGCAUACUCUUGCUAGAAGAGGAGAGUACCUACAGCGAGGAUCCGAGAGACAGCACCGGCUGUCCUCCCAGCAAGAGGCCGAGGCUGGCACCUCUGCACAAGGAUAACUUUAUACAGCUGGCAAGCUUGUACAAGUCCAUGGGCAUGACGGACGUCGUCGCGAGUAUAUUCAGACAGCCAAACAUGUUCCCGGAAAAGCUGCAAGAGGCCGCGCUGGCUCGGCUCGAGUGCAACUGGACAAAGGCCAGACAGGCGUACGAGGCAGCCUACAACGUGACGUCGGGUGCCGAGAGGGACCACUGUCUGGACGGUGAGUUCGAGAGUUUGGCUCAGCUGGGCAACUGGGAAAAAAUCAAUCGCAAGACCGAUCAAAUCUUGGAUGGCAAUUACGACAACGUGUGGGACGACCCGAGAAAGAAUCAACUCUUGCCGUGGAUCUUUGAAGCACAGCUGCAAGCAGCUUUGGUGAGCUUCGCUUCGGACGAGGAGCCUGACAACGCGGACUUUCUCAGGCACUUUGGCCAGUGGAUUUCCGAAAGUGAGGUGAAAAUGAAGCGUCUCUUUGGCGAGCAGAUAGCCAUGUUCUUUCUGUGUGGCUCGGCUCCUGAGGAGAAGGCCCGGCACGCUCUAAAGUGCUGCCUGGAACAAGUUCGAGAAAACUGGGUACGCUCGAGUCCGCUCUCCGAAAAUCCGAGGUUCAAAAUGCUGCUGCAGUUUCGGGCCAUGUUCAACAUAGAUGCUUACGUUAAGGUUAUCAGCUCGUCGGGUAGCGCGAAAAUCGAGGAGGACACGCGUGAUUUACUCAAAUACUGGGAUCAGCAUCUGCCCAAUCUGACCGACGAUUUACUGUCUUGGAGUAAGCUGCUGACUUACAGAUUGAGUUUCAUGCACCUGUUGCACGAAAAAAUUCAGAAUGAUUCCGAGGAUUCAGAUCUGUCAAACGAAUUGAUAGUCUCGAGUGUAAGGCAAAGAACGAGAAUGAGCGAACUAGCGAUCCGCAACGGUAAUGCGUCCGUUUUAAAGAAGAAUCUUACAAAAAUUGAGCCAAUAUUCCCACAGUUGUGUACAACCCACCCGGAAUUGAGUAACGAGUUCGAGUUGAAUGCCUCGAAGUACAAGUUUGUUAAUAGAAAAACGGCAACCGACUCAAAGAAAAAGUUUAAUUACUACCUGUGCUCUUGGGAAGUGGCCAAAGAAUUGUACGACCGCGAUGGCAUCGACCCUACGGUUUUGCUCAAUGUCAAACGUCACCUUUUCGAUUUGACGUCAUGCUUGCUAGAAGAAGCAAAAAAUGACGGACAAAUGCUCGAACUCUUGACCAACAAUAUAUUUGCGUGCGACACUUUGGAAGUUUACAGUUUUAAUUCGACUUUGCAAGCUCUGGAGGACUACUGUUUUAGAAAAUUGGAAGAAACUUGUGCUAUGGGUUCAGAAAAGGAAAAGAACGAAAGUUUUGCAAAGUUGGGAAGAUACUGUUACAACUUGACACAAAAUUCGAAAAUCCGCGAUCCCAAGCUGGAUAAGCAGCUUGUAAGCUCGAUACUAAAUGGAAUGAUGCUCGGUUCUGCCGAAGCCGCUCGUUACUUCCCGUGUCUACUAAACAGCAAGCUCUACCAGAAAAACGAGGAGCUUAAAAUGACCUUUUCUUCUAUGGUCGUAGACGUGCCAAGUUGGAUGUUUUUGACUUGCAAAGAUCAAGUGGUCUCGUAUCUGAGUGACUCGUAUCUCAGGGAUCUCCUUUUGCCAAUAGUCGCGAGGAUUUUCGACGAUUACCCGUAUGCUAUUGUUUAUGAUUUCAAUCAGCUGAAAAAAAGCAUUGGACGGGACGUAGGUACAGACAUCUGUCAAAGGUUGGAACAUUUUUUCAAUGUCAAAGGAAUCAAGGAGUUUAUCAAAGGGCUGCACCACGUUUGUCAGCCUGAACUGUACCUGAAGCACGAGCUGUUGGAUCUUUUUGACGGAAGAAACUUUCAAGAAGGCGUCGACACACUGAUGACCGAUUUGUACAAUGAGGGCAUGGAAGAUGCCAAGAGUAAACAGCAGGGCACCAUUUAUAAAAUUGUACUGAGCAAUUAUAAAGAAGAUAUCAAGAAACUGAAGACUAUGGACGUCCAGACGUCGAAAUUGUAUGUAUACCAAAUGGGCGAUAUUUUGCAAAGGGACAUGAAGAGACGUUUACAGAACAAUAGAAGACAGGCAUUGCAAUUGAAGGAUUAUAGCCCGCAUUUGGCAUAUUUUUCGGGUGAAGAUUACGAGAUCGAAAUACCAGGGCAAUACGAUGGCAGUAAAAAACCACUGCCCCAGUUUCACGUCAAAGUCGCCAAGUUUGAUCGCUUCGUCCGCAUAAUGGAAUCAAAAUGCAAUCCUAUUAAAAUCAAUGUGAUUGGCAACGAUGCCAGGAGCUACAGUUACCUCGUAAAGUGUGGCGAGGAUCUCAGGCAGGACCAAAGGCUACAACAAAUUUUCAAGACGACCAAUAAGACGCUCGAUGCUGACGUUAACUGUAGGCAAAGGUAUCUGUCGAUCAACACUUACCACGUACUGCCCCUGUCGUCGAAUUUGGGCUUGAUUCAGUGGGUCGACAACACGAAAUCGCUCAAAGAGUACAUUGAAUUUUCAAUGAAAGACAAGGACCUUCCGGGAGAUCUUGCAAGCGAGUAUCAGACUUGGAUACAAAAAGCUGCAAAGUCGAAUCAGAUCAGCGUCUGCUACAGAGAAGCUCUAGUCAAGUACAGCACGAAGGAGGUCGUCGAGAAGAUGACCAAACUAACUAGUCAAGUGGAGGACGAUAUUUUGAAAAAGACCUUUGCGACUCUCAGCCCGUCGUUGGAAUGUUUCAUGUCUCUGAGGCACAAUUUCAUAACUAGCUACGCCACCAUGUCCGUGAUACACUGGCUCACUGGAGUGGGAGAUCGGCAUCUGGAGAACCUUCUGAUCGAGGUGAAAAGCGGCAAAUGCUACGGCAUUGAUUUUGGACUGGCCUUUGGAACUGGUAUUGAUCAAUCGGUUCCUGAACUGGUGCCAUUUAGAUUGGGGCAAAUACUGGGGCUGUUGAAGCCGUUUGACGAGACCGCGCUAUUGGGAAUCACAAUGACACACGUACUCAGUGCCUUGAGAAAGGAACAUGGUCCGUUGUCCGCGUACUUGGACAUUUUCAUUCAUGAGCCGUUGGACUGGACCCAGAAUUCAAAAUGGAUCCCGCAUGAUAAGAUCGAUGUUGUUAAAAAAAAAUUAAGUGGUAUGAAUCCGGCUGCUGUGUUGUUGAAAGAAUUAGCAGACGCUCAUUGCCAAUCGCUGGAAACGGAUGUGCUUUACUCCAAGUACAAAACCAUCGUAACCGGAAGCGACUACCUCAACUCCGCGAGAUCGAAACUUUUUGAUGGAAAUCUUACGCCGGAAGAACAGGUACAAUGCCUUUUGGAGCAAGCAAAGGAUUUCAACCUCUUGGGAAGAAUGUGGGUUGGAUGGACUCCGUUUUUGUGAUUAUAUAUUUUUAUAAUACUAGAUUAAAGAAAACCUGUUCCAAUACAAAAUGAUUGCU
Copidosoma floridanum is the source of this 11314-nucleotide messenger RNA. RefSeq names its product DNA-dependent protein kinase catalytic subunit-like. Gene Ontology annotation, biological process: intrinsic apoptotic signaling pathway in response to DNA damage; telomere maintenance; double-strand break repair via nonhomologous end joining. The record is from RefSeq and is a predicted model, not a curated record. Gene Ontology annotation, molecular function: protein binding; DNA-dependent protein kinase activity. Gene Ontology annotation, cellular component: nucleus. Lineage: Eukaryota; Metazoa; Arthropoda; Insecta; Hymenoptera; Encyrtidae.